Molecule: messenger RNA, 1056 nt
Organism: Engraulis encrasicolus (European anchovy)
Lineage: Eukaryota; Metazoa; Chordata; Actinopteri; Clupeiformes; Engraulidae
Exons: 7
Coding region: 1-1056 (351 amino acids)
Source: RefSeq, a predicted model, not a curated record
AUGGAGGCCAGACUGGUCUUACUGUUUCUCUCAGGUGUUGUUUUUGUGGAGUGUGUGACGGUCAACCACCGCCAUCAAACUUCCUUUGUGUUUGUGGAGAUGAAUAUGACCUGGAUGGAGGCCCAGCAGUACUGCAGGGAGCGCUACACUGACCUGGCCACCAUAGGCAACAUGCAGGACAUGGAGAUGAUGAGGACCAGAGCCAAAGGCUACAGCCGUGGUUUUGCCUGGAUCGGGCUGCAUCAGAGUGGAGAGCCCAGCUGGAAGUGGUCCCUGGCGGAGGAAGGGUCAUGCAGUCUUGAAGAGACUGGAUUCAUUGCAUGGAGAACAGGAGAACCCAAUGGUGGGGACGAUGAAGAAUGUGGAGUGAUGGACUACUGGGGCGUAUGGGUGGACAGCUACUGCAGGGAACACCACACAGACCUGGCGAAUGCGAGGAACCAGGCGGAAAACUCAAAGAUAAGGAAUGCAGCCAGAGGAGAGAAUGUUUGGAUUGGCCUGUUCCGAGAUGACUGGGUGUGGUCUGACCAGAGUAACUCCUCCUUCAGGUACUGGAUAGCAGGCACCUCUGAUAGCCCUGGGAUGGACAACUGUGCAGCAGCAAAACUGACUGAGGAAGAUGAAGGCCGGUGGGGGAACCCCAAGUGUGCUGAGAAGUUUCCAUUCUUCUGUCGCUCGGAUCAACUGGUGCUGGUGUCUCAGAAGCUGACCUGGAAGGAGGCGUUCAUGUACUGCAGAGAGCAUCACAUGUAUCUGGUGAACGUCUUUACUAAGGAGAUCCAGACCAUGGUGAUGAAGGCAGCCACAGGUGCCACCACCCCUCAGGUGUGGCUGGGCCUGCGCUUCAUGUGCCCCCUGGACAUCUGGCACUGGACCACCAGGCAGAGCGUCUGCUACACCAACUGGGCCGCGGGAGGCUGGACUGGGAGGGAGGAGUGUGGGGCAGGGAGGGAGGGGAGGGCAGGGGCGGUGCAGUCCGGAGAGCAGCAGCAGUGGGUCAGCCUGCCCGAGAGCACCAGACUCAACUUCAUCUGUGCCACUGAGGAGGGUGAGUGA